Cebus imitator (Panamanian white-faced capuchin) is the source of this 1868-nucleotide messenger RNA. RefSeq names its product protein trapped in endoderm-1-like. Gene Ontology annotation, cellular component: membrane. The coding region runs from base 959 to 1627 and encodes 222 amino acids. Gene Ontology annotation, molecular function: G protein-coupled receptor activity. The transcript has a single exon. Gene Ontology annotation, biological process: G protein-coupled receptor signaling pathway. The record is from RefSeq and is a predicted model, not a curated record. NCBI's taxonomy places the organism in Eukaryota, Metazoa, Chordata, Mammalia, Primates, Cebidae.
AAUUUUUGUAUUUUUAGUAGAGACGGGGUUUAAGCAUGUUGGCCAUAAUAAUCUCGAUCUCUUGACCUUGUGAUCUGCCCGCCUCGGCCUCCCAAAGUGCUGGGAUUACAGGCCUGUGCCACCGCACCCCGUCUAUCUGCGAUCUUUCAAAAAUGCCAAAGCCCAGACCAACUGCACCAUGUCUCUGGGGGCGGGACCCGGGCUUCCGUAUUUGUGAAACUCCCCAGGUGGUCCCAAGAAGCUUGGGAACCACUAGGAGGGGCUUCACACCUUCUCAAAGCCCUUUUAGAGCCACUUUCCCAUUUGAACCUCACAUUAAACCUGCUUAUUUCACAGGGUAGGGUUUUGUCAAAAACUAGAUACAUAUGUGUGUAUGUACAUAUACAUUUAUCAGAUUGUGAAAGCAAUGUGUACUCCCUGCAGAAAUUUUAGAAAUAAAUUUUAAAGAAGAAAAUGAAAAUUACCCGAGUCUUACCACUUACGACAGUUACUAUUGACGUCUGUUUUAUUUCUUUUAUUUCCUUGCUUUCUUACAGCUGAGGAAAUUGAGAUAGAGAAACAUUAAGUAACUCUCCCAGGGGCCAGAUGCAGUGGGUCACGCCUGUAAUCCCAGCACUUUGGGAGGCUGAGGCGUGAGAAUUGCUUGAACCCGGGAGGUGGAGGUUGCAGUGAGUCAAGAUCACGCCCUAGCCUGGGUGAUAGAGUGAGACUCCAUCUCUAAAUAAAUAAAUAGCUUUCCUAGGGUACUGAAGCUAGCAAGUAGCAGAGCCAGGAUUUGAACCCAUGGUACGGAUGGAGUCCGUACUAGUGGUGGGACUAGUGUGUGCCGAGGACAGGCAUGUAUCCGGGCCCACUACAUGAAGGGGUCUGUGAAAACAGGAGGCUCAGCAGGAACGGGGAAGGCGGCCUUUGGUGCUGGCUGGUUUCUACUUUGCCCUUGUGUAUCUGAAACAGGAGAAUGCAGCCAAAUGCCACGUUCAUCACCCAGCUCACAGCCACUCCUGAGCAACUGCUCCAACUCGUCUUUGCUGGGGUCUGCAGCCUUGUCCUGCUGGUGGGGCUGGCAGCUAAUGGGCUCACGCUGCUGGCGGUGGGCCGGGGCCUGGGCACCCCCCACCUGCUCCAUGCCCUGACCCACAGUCUCAUGAUGAACAUCACACUAUCUGACCUGUUCUUCGUGGCCUGUGUCGUGCCCGUGCUGCUGCUCAGCUUCCUGCAGCAUGACUGGUGGCUGGGCCCUGCCAUCUGUACCAUUAGCCAGGCCACCAACACAGCCACCAUGUUCUGCACCUUCUACAGCAUGGUGGCCACGGCUCUUCUGUGCCACAUGGCUGUGGCCCAGCCUGACGUGGCCUUCCCAGCCGGCUGGAGCACCCGCUUGCUGCUCUGUGGGGCCAUGUGGGCCCUGGGCCUUACCGCAUCCCCGCCCAACUGGCUGUUCCAGUGGGUGGCAGUGGAGCAGGAGACAGCAUGGGCUCCUGAGACCCGGGCCUGCAUCUUGCUCCUGAGCCCUGCUGGGACCUCCUGCUCCUUCAGCCUGCUGGGAGCCCUGGCCUUCCUGCCAUGCAUGCUGGGGCUGGGCUGCUCUUUCAGCCACGUGGGCUGGCUCCUGUGGACACAGCCCUGAGGCCCUGUGGGGGAGAGCAUCCAGGAGCACCAAGAGAACACAGGGCUCAUCCUUGUGGUGCUGGUGGCUUUUGUGCUGAUGUGAGGGCCCUGUUCCAUGCUGGGCUACGUGGCAGCCAUGGACCACCUGCCUGCCUCCCCAGCUGCCUUUGUGGCCCCCAGCCUCUGCACCAUCCUGGCCUACUCCAAUUGCUCUGUCAGCCCUAUCCUCUGCUUCUACCUCUCCCGCCCCUUCCAGGCAG